AUGCCGAAAGACGACCACAGCGCCGCCGAGGACCGCUGGGUUCGCACCGUUGUGGAGGAGAUCCGACGCUUCCAAUCUCUCAGGCCUCGCCCAGGGAGGGUCCUCCGCUACACCCCGAUGCCGCCGGCGCUCAUGGUCGCGGAGAAGUUGGAGAAGCUGGCUGGGCUCCAAGGCUACAGCGCGUGGCCCGAGGCCAGUCGCAUCGCCGCCGCCGCGGAGGCCGAGGGCUUCGCCGCAGCCUCCGCGUACGCCGCCGGCAAGUCCCUGGCUACCGACGAGGAGCGGGCCGACGUCUUCAAGAAGUACAUCAAGGAGGUGUCGGGUACCGCCAAACGCUACGCCAUGUCCCGACCCCAAGCCGCCGGCACCUCAAGGCUUCUUAGCAGCCAGUUCAUGAUAUUAUGCCUUUCUGCUGGCUGGCUUGUUUUUGGCCUCUCAAAAAGAAGUGUAACAAUAUUUUGCUGUGAUGGGAACUUUAGUUACCAGUGUAUGCUGUUCCCCCAUGUUGAUCAAGGCUGUGUUAGCUUGGGAUUUGGUGUAUUUUCUUGGGCGAUGAAAGAUGCUGGUCUUUUUGCAACUAGCUAUAUGUGUUUUGUGGUUCUUGUGGGGCGGUUUACAAGCCUGCAAUGUGAUUCAAGAUCCAUAGACAUCACAUUUUUCAGUUGA
This is a messenger RNA of Miscanthus lutarioriparius, 666 nucleotides long. The record is from the annotation of a GenBank genome assembly. NCBI's taxonomy places the organism in Eukaryota, Viridiplantae, Streptophyta, Magnoliopsida, Poales, Poaceae.